Molecule: messenger RNA, 942 nt
Organism: Pocillopora meandrina
Lineage: Eukaryota; Metazoa; Cnidaria; Anthozoa; Scleractinia; Pocilloporidae
Source: the annotation of a GenBank genome assembly
AUGCAACGGAACCGUAAGUUUGAAUCAGUUGUUUUAGAAGAGUUGAACUACACAGAGCUUGUCUCGAAGCAUUCCGUCAACGAAAACAUAAUGCGUCAAAGAGGGAAUAUAUUUCAUGAUGACACUAGGAUGCUUCAUCAGUACGAUGAAAUGCCUCUCACCAUGAAAGAACUCGGUGUCGAGAAAGGUUUUGAUUUUGACUUCAAAUAUGGUCAAAAAUCUGCGUGCGAAUUCAACGAAGAUUUGGCAGCCAUUCACCAGAGUAUGAUGCAAAGCCCGAAGAUAAACCGUCAUCGAAAGAAAAAGAGGAGAAAGUAUCCAAAGUUUAGAUUUGUUCCGAGCCUGGAAGCCAUCAAAGAGAACGAACUAUUUGAAACGCAUUUUGAAAGUAUAAGGAAAUUAGAGAAAGAUUUAGCCUCCAUUCACGAAGAGCGAGCCCUGAAUCGUGGUAUGUCUAUAACGGAAGAAGGAAGACGAGAACGUCGAAAAAGAGGUUCAAGAAGUUCGAGUGCAAGGAUGUGAUUGGACAAACUGACUACGACUAUGCUGGUCAAAGAAAAAAACGCUGAUACAGCCCAAUAACUAUUCGCUUUGCUGUAUUAGUUAAAAAUAACAUGGGUACAUGACUCAAAUACCGUCGAUACUUGCACAGCCAUUAAUUUACAAAUUCAUUGAAAGAAAAAAGGGAACCUUGUCAAGACUCGCCAAGAUGGAAGAUGUGAGCGUUUAACCACGAGCGACUGAGUGUAUCAGUAAAGUUAACGGCUCAAAGAGCAACAUUUAAACAACUUGUAGACGUAAAAAGCUUUCACGGUUUUUUUCAGUUUCAUCCGAAAUGUACAUUGCUCUAGCACACAUUUAUGCGUGUGGUAAAAGAGAGUCGCAAGAGAGAGAUCAGUGCAAAGAAGCAAUAACAUCCCUAUAUUGAAUGAAAUGCGGUAA